UAUAUCCCUGGCUGCGAAAUAGUUCAAUCCAAGAGGACAAAGGGUGUACUUAAGGGGCAAAGGUCAGAAGUGACUUAUUGCCAGAACAUAACAAAAUAGCGAGACAGCCUGAUGAUGAGUAAUGUUUUCCUCUGGCGGUACUGUACAUGUAAGCAGCUAUCGUCAUGCGAAUGAGAACUACGGCGGUGCUGUUCUGUGGAUAUGUAGCCUACGUGAUUCUGGGCGGCGGGAUAUUUCACUACCUAGAGUCCGAGAAUGAGAGCCAGAAACGUCCACCGGAAAUUUUCGACUUGAAGGAGAUGUUAGAGGAACAGUCCGAAGAGUAUCUGACCACGACACAUACAACGCACCUGCAUUCUCAACUCGUAUCGACAGCAGGUGAAAAGGAUUACUUUAGCCCCGAGGAAACGUUAAGUUCAACUGAGGGACAACACAACAUGGACACCGGUUACAUAUCCUGUGACCACCAAGGUCUCUCAGAAGUCCUGGAGUCCUUAAGAGCAAAGGUACGUCGCGUUGAAGAUAUCAUAACUGAUUUACACAAAGACAUGAAUGAUACUGGUCGCUGUGUGAAAACCAGGGAUAUCCCUCUGGUGCUCCUGUCGUACCAAGAGCUGGAGUCCAUAGUCAGGCGAGCGGCCCAGGCCGGAAAGGAAGGCAUGGAUCCGGUAACCGGACAACAGGAACACAACACAACGAAAUGGGACUUCCAGGCGUCACUAGGCUUUGCUUUAACAGUGGUGACAACUAUAGGAUACGGUCACAUCGCUCCUGCCUCCGCUAUCGGUAAGGCGGUCUGUGUCUUGUACGCCUUGUUCGGCAUCCCCCUUACAGCCGUCCUCGUCACGAACGUCGCUCACCAUGUGGGAAACCAGAUCCGCAAGGCGGCGCUAAAAGUACACAAGGACCAUCCCAAGUGGAGCCCGCAGAGAAUCAAAAGACUUACAGGAAUAACUUUACUUCUACUCGGUGUGAUUUUCUUCGUUCUCUUGCCUACGUUGGUGAUUUGGACUGUCGAGCCGGGCUGGACGUUCCUCGAAACGCUGUACUACGUGUUUAUCUCCCUAAGUACUAUCGGGUUCGGAGACUAUGUUGUCGGACAGCAGGCUGGAGUGACGUACUGGCCAGGCUACAUCAUACUCAUCUUCACCUGGAUCCUCUGCGGGAUCGAAUACCUGGCCACGAUCUUCGAGCUCAUCUCCCUGGGGAUUAAAGGACUGGACACCCGGAUAGGGGGUCCCCGGAAGGGCGACGGGGAUAGGAAUGGUGACGUAGGACAGGAGGAAAGACAAGACCUCUGUCGAGAAACUACCGUUUAAAAUUGAAACUGUGUUGCGUAGAGGGUAGUUUUCGUGCGUAUACUGCAUGUCAUUUCCCCCUGUGUUGUGAUGUGAACUGCUCUCAAGGAGUGAGCUUUUAUGAAUGAUAUAAUAAACAUUCUGGAUACUC
Messenger RNA from Branchiostoma floridae (Florida lancelet), 1449 nucleotides. Its product is annotated as potassium channel subfamily K member 10-like. The transcript has a single exon. The record is from RefSeq and is a predicted model, not a curated record. Gene Ontology annotation, biological process: stabilization of membrane potential; potassium ion transmembrane transport. Gene Ontology annotation, cellular component: membrane. Gene Ontology annotation, molecular function: potassium ion leak channel activity. The coding region runs from base 165 to 1319 and encodes 384 amino acids. NCBI's taxonomy places the organism in Eukaryota, Metazoa, Chordata, Leptocardii, Amphioxiformes, Branchiostomatidae.